AACUUUCGCUUCACAUAGAAGAAGGUUCGUUAAUUCUUUUUCUACUUCUCCCCCUUCUCUCCCGUCUCACCCUCGUUGGAAAAUGCCUCAUGUGAGCAUAAAUCGCCUCCUCUCCUCCACUCUCAAGAAACCCAGACUUGUCUUCUCUCCACUCCCACCUCCAUCCACUCGUCAAAUCACCGACCCUUCACUCUAUCACCAGCACCGCCCAUUCUCCGAAAACCCCCAAUCCCAACCGCCCGAAAUCCCAUUCCUCAAAACCCCAACUCGAACCCCACUCGAAACCCAAUUCGAAACAUGGACCCAAAACCUCAAACCGGGUUUCACCCCAACCGAUGUCGAUACAGCCAUCCGGGCCCAGUCCGACCCGGAUCUCGCUCUCGAUAUCUUCCGUUGGACGGCGCAGCAACGUAAUUACAAGCACAAUCACAUGACCUACCUGACCGUGAUCAAAAUCCUGAUCAGCGGCAGGCGAUACCGCCAGGCAGAGACUCUAAUCGAAGAGGUGAUUGCUGGUGCUUGUGAGAUUAGUGUUCCACUAUAUAAUUCGAUGAUUCGCUUCUGCUGUGGCCGUAAGUUGUUGUUUAAUCGCGCCUUUGAUAUCUAUAAGAAAAUGUUGAAAUCGGAGGAUUGUAAGCCCACAUUGGAUACUUACACGUUGUUGUUUAAUUCAUUGCUUAGGAGAUUCAAUAAGUUGAAUGUUUGUUAUGUGUAUUUGCAUGCGGUGAAAUCUUUGACGAAGCAAAUGAAGGCGUCAGGAGUGAUACCGGAUACUUUUGUUCUCAAUAUGAUCAUCAAAGCUUAUGCUAAGUGUUUGGAAGUGGAUGAGGCUGUGAGGGUUUUUCGCGAAAUGGGGUUGUAUGGUUGUGAGGCUAAUGCUUAUAGCUAUAGUUAUUUAGUAAAGGGACUCUGUGGAAAGGGGAGAAAUGGGCAGGGUUUAGGGUUUUACAAGGAAAUGAAGGGUAAGGGGUUGGUGCCCAGCGGGAGUACUUACAUGAUUUUGAUCUGUAGUCUUGGGAUGGAGCGGAGGUUCGAGGAAGCAAUUGGGGUUGUGGUUGACAUGCUGGGGGAUUCAAUGUCGCCUGAUCUGUUGACUUAUAGGACGGUGUUGGAAGGCUUGUGUAGGGAGGGAAUGGUUGAUAAGGCUUUUGAGUUAUUAGAGGAGUGGAGGAAGAAGGAUGGAUUCAUGGGUGAGAAGAAUUAUAAGAGUUUGUUAAAUGGAUUGCAUUUUGUAAGUCGGCAGUAGACUCCGUGCUCGCAACUUUGUUGGAUGUGAAUUCCUCAUUAAAUCGGAGGCAAUUGUCUGCUUGAAGAUGGAAUUAUGAGCUGCAGUUAUCCACACUAACAAUAUGAUUGCUUGAAGCACAUUGGAUACUGUAUUCUGAGCAUCUUGCUCAAAGUUACUGGACGUGCGUGGUGAUAGUGCUGCGGCCAAUGCAGGAGAAGAGGUUGCUGUUGCUUCUGCCUUUCAGGAAUGGGAUAAUACUAGCUUUCCCAUGAUGAAUGUAGACUGUCUGACCACUUAGAAACCAUGACAAUAAAGUG
Messenger RNA from Populus euphratica (Euphrates poplar), 1545 nucleotides. RefSeq names its product Tetratricopeptide repeat (TPR)-like superfamily protein. The transcript has 2 exons. NCBI's taxonomy places the organism in Eukaryota, Viridiplantae, Streptophyta, Magnoliopsida, Malpighiales, Salicaceae. Bases 83 to 1246 code for a protein of 387 amino acids. Gene Ontology annotation, molecular function: protein binding; mRNA binding. The record is from RefSeq and is a predicted model, not a curated record.